This is a messenger RNA of Sodiomyces alkalinus F11, 533 nucleotides long. RefSeq lists its product as hypothetical. The annotation marks the transcript as partial. Lineage: Eukaryota; Fungi; Ascomycota; Sordariomycetes; Glomerellales; Plectosphaerellaceae. The transcript has 2 exons. The record is from RefSeq and is a predicted model, not a curated record.
CAAAAUGCUCGCAUCAUGGCAGUAGCUACCCACAGUAGGUGUAUCCGGUUUAGUGAACUCUAAAGUACAGAGAGAAAGAUAUUAAUUGUUCCCUCUCCCAUAUUCUUUCUACCCCUCUGACCACCAUAUCCAUCGUCUCGUACUCCCCCCCCUUCGUCGCAUACUCCAAGAAGAAUCACCAACACCAUGACUUCUCGUCUUGCCUACACCACUCGCUCGGCGCGCAGCCUCUUCACCACCGCCAGACACGGCAUUGUCUACCCUACCCGCUUCUUCCAGACAGCAUCGACACAGUACAGAUCUGGUCUGAAGGAAUCGUCCCAACACGACCCCGAAUACACCGAGGAGCUCAAGUCUGAUUCCCUCAGGAAACAGAAGGAGGGCAAGGGACAGUGGAACGCCGAGCUCGCGUCCGACAGCGAGGAGGCCGUCCGGGCGGACCGCGACCCGACCGACCCCCGCACGAUGCAGCAGCGGUCGAAGAAGAAGGCCGAGGAUACGGCCAAGGAGGGAACUAAUGCGAUCCACAAGCC